AUGUCGGGACAUCCCCAACAGCAGGGUCAUUACGAUGACGGCUACGGCCACCAUCAACAAGGCAACACAGAUUCAUAUUACCAAGACGAUGGUCAAGGUUAUUAUGACCAACACGGUGGUUACCCCGAACAAGGGCAUCAUCAAGGUGGUGAUGGAUAUUAUGACGAAUCAGGCUACUACAAUGCUGAUGCCAACAACCCAUACCACCAGGACGGAGGAUAUUACGAGGGCCAGGAGCAUGGCGGCCAGUACCAGGACGAAUACUAUAAUGAUCAAUACUACGACCAAGGAGCGCCUGCUGCGGGCCAGCACCCACAGGGCCAAGGCUACCCAAAGCGUAGAGGAGAUUCGGAGGAAGAUUCGGAGACCUUCAGUGAUUUCACCAUGAGAUCCGAUAUGGCUCGAGCAACGGACAUGGACUACUAUGGACGCGGCGACGAACGCUACACCUACAAUGAAAGCCAAAUGGGCGGCCGGGGAUAUCGCCCUCCGUCGUCCCAAAUUUCGUACGGUGGCAACAGAUCAUCCGGAGCCUCAACGCCAAACUAUGGCAUGGAGUACAACAACAAUGUACUUCCCGCUGGCCAGCGCUCUCGCGAGCCGUAUCCGGCCUGGACCUCAGACGCACAAAUCCCUCUUUCAAAGGAGGAAGUUGAGGAUAUCUUCCUGGAUCUCACAGCCAAGUUCGGUUUCCAGCGUGACAGCAUGCGGAACAUGUAUGAUCAUCUGAUGACACUGCUUGAUUCCCGAGCCUCUCGAAUGACCCCCAACCAAGCUCUUCUCUCCCUUCACGCUGAUUACAUUGGAGGCGACAAUGCCAACUAUCGAAAGUGGUAUUUUGCGGCUCACUUGGAUCUCGAUGAUGCCGUCGGAUUUGCCAACAUGAAACUUGGUAAAGCCAAUCGCCGAACCAGAAAGGCUCGUCGUGCUGCCAAGAAGAAGCAGCAACUGGACCCUCAGAAUGAGCAACAAACCCUCGAGCAACUUGAGGGAGACAACAGUCUUGAGGCUGCCGAAUACCGAUGGAAGACCCGCAUGAAUCGGAUGUCUCAGCACGAUCGUGUACGGCAACUCGCUCUCUACCUUCUCUGCUGGGGCGAAGCCAAUCAGGUCCGCUUCAUGCCGGAAUGUCUCUGCUUCAUUUUCAAGUGUGCAGAUGAUUACCUCAACUCUCCCGCUUGCCAAAAUCUGGUCGAACCAGUCGACGAGUUCACAUACUUGAACAAUGUUAUCACUCCGCUGUACCAGUACUGCCGAGACCAAGGCUACGAGAUUCAAGACGGCAAAUACGUCCGACGUGAGCGAGACCACAACAAGGUCAUCGGUUACGAUGAUUGCAACCAGCUCUUUUGGUACCCCGAGGGCAUUGAGCUUAUUGUCAUGGAAGACAAGACUCGAAUCGUUGACUUCCCACCUGCAGAGCGAUUCUUGAAACUCAAGGAUGUCAACUGGAAGAAGGUCUUCUUCAAGACCUACAAGGAAACCCGAUCCUGGUUCCACAUGUUGGUCAACUUCAACCGUAUCUGGGUCAUUCACAUUACCUCUUUCUGGUUCUACACAGCCAAGAACUCCCCGACUCUUCUGGUCAAGAAUUAUGAACAGCAAUUGAACAAUUUACCUCCUGCUUCUGCACAAUGGUCUGCUGUGGCCCUGGGUGGAGCAAUUGCUUGUCUUAUUCAGAUUGCGGCAACCAUCGCAGAGUGGACCUAUGUCCCACGACGAUGGGCUGGAGCACAACAUCUCACAAGAAAAUUACUCUUCCUCAUCCUCAUGUUCGUCAUCAACGUUGGACCCAGCGUCUACAUCUUUGGAUUCAAGGAUGUUCAGGCCACGAAAAUUGCUUUCAUUCUUGGUAUCGUCCAAUUCUUCAUCGCUCUGGCCACGUUCUUCUUCUUUGCAAUCAUGCCUCUCGGAGGUUUAUUCGGAAGCUAUUUGACGAAGAACUCGAGACAAUACGUUGCGAGUCAGACCUUUACCGCGAGUUAUCCCCGUCUUACCGGCAACGACAUGUGGAUGUCUUAUGGUCUCUGGCUCUGUGUCUUCGUCGCUAAGCUCGCGGAAUCGUACGUCUUCUUGACACUCUCUUUCCGUGAUCCAAUCAGAUACCUUGCCUCGAUGGAGAUCACAUCUUGCCAGGGAGAUGCGCUUAUCAAGUUCGCUCUUUGCAAGUAUCAGCCUAAGAUUCUGUUGGUCUUGAUGUUCAUCACUGAUUUGUGCCUCUUCUUCCUGGACACUUUCUUGUGGUACAUCAUCAUGAACACAAUCUACUCCGUUGCUCGGUCGUUCUAUUUGGGAGUUUCGAUUUGGACGCCUUGGAGAAAUAUCUUCUCCCGUCUUCCUAAGCGUAUAUACUCAAAGGUUCUUGCCACGACCGACAUGGAGAUCAAGUACAAACCAAAGGUGCUGAUCUCUCAAAUCUGGAACGCUAUCGUCAUCUCUAUGUAUCGUGAACAUCUUCUCGCCAUCGAUCACGUGCAGAAGCUGCUCUACCACCAAGUACCCUCAGAACAGGAGGGAAAGCGCACUCUCCGAGCCCCUACAUUCUUCGUCUCACAAGAAGAUCAUUCGUUCAAGACCGAGUUCUUCCCAAGUCAGAGUGAGGCGGAGCGUCGUAUCUCCUUCUUCGCCCAGUCACUUUCAACGCCAAUUCCUGAGCCUCUUCCCGUUGACAAUAUGCCAACCUUCACCGUGUUGAUUCCUCACUACAGCGAGAAGAUUCUUCUCUCCCUCCGUGAGAUCAUCCGUGAAGAUGAACCAUAUUCCCGUGUCACACUUCUCGAGUACCUCAAGCAACUUCACCCUCACGAGUGGGAUUGCUUCGUCAAGGACACCAAGAUUCUCGCUGAUGAGACCUCCCAAUUCAACGGUGACUACGAGAAGAGUGAGAAGGACACUGCUAAGAGCAAGAUCGAUGAUCUGCCAUUCUACUGCAUUGGUUUCAAAUCUGCUGCACCGGAGUACACUCUCCGCACCCGUAUCUGGGCCUCUCUGCGCUCGCAGACACUUUAUCGCACGAUUUCCGGUUUCAUGAACUACAGCCGAGCGAUAAAGCUGCUGUAUCGUGUUGAGAACCCCGAGGUUGUCCAGAUGUUCGGUGGUAACUCUGACAAGCUCGAGCGAGAACUGGAGCGCAUGGCACGACGCAAGUUCAAGCUUGUUGUGUCUAUGCAACGAUAUGCCAAAUUCCACAAGGAAGAGAUGGAGAACACUGAGUUCUUGCUUCGCGCGUAUCCCGACCUCCAGAUCGCCUACCUUGAUGAAGAAGCUCCAUUGGUCGAAGGCGAAGAGCCACGCUUGUAUUCUGCUCUGAUCGAUGGACAUUCCGAAAUCAUGGAAAACGGGAUGCGUCGACCCAAGUUCCGUAUUCAGCUCUCUGGUAACCCAAUUCUUGGUGACGGCAAAUCCGACAACCAAAACCAUGCCAUCAUCUUCUACCGUGGCGAGUAUAUUCAGCUCAUCGAUGCCAACCAGGAUAACUACUUGGAAGAAUGUCUUAAGAUUCGAAGUGUUCUUGCCGAAUUCGAGGAGAUGGUCACCGACAACGUCUCUCCAUACACACCUGGCGUUGAAACCCUAAAGACCAACCCGGUUGCUAUUCUUGGAGCUCGUGAAUACAUUUUCUCUGAGAACAUUGGGAUCCUCGGUGACGUUGCAGCUGGAAAGGAACAAACCUUUGGUACCCUCUUCGCCCGUACUCUGGCUUCUAUUGGCGGCAAACUCCAUUAUGGACAUCCGGAUUUCCUCAACGGUAUUUUCAUGACAACCAGAGGCGGUGUUUCCAAAGCUCAGAAGGGGCUCCAUCUGAACGAAGAUAUCUACGCCGGUAUGACUGCUCUCCUCAGAGGUGGUCGCAUAAAGCACUGCGAAUAUUAUCAGUGCGGUAAAGGUCGUGAUCUUGGAUUUGGCUCCAUUCUGAACUUCACCACUAAAAUUGGAACUGGCAUGGGUGAACAGAUGCUCUCUCGCGAGUACUACUACCUUGGCACUCAACUUCCUCUGGAUCGGUUCCUGUCUUUCUACUACGCUCAUCCGGGUUUCCAUCUAAACAACAUGUUCAUUAUGUUGUCAGUGCAGAUGUUCAUGAUUUGCUUGAUCAACCUGGGAGCAUUGAGGAACCAAACCAUUGCCUGCACCUACAACAAAAAUGUCCCGAUCACAGAUCCCCUGUUCCCGACUGGUUGCGCAAACACCCAGCCUGUUCUGGACUGGGUUUACCGUUGCACCAUCUCCAUCUUCAUCGUUUUUUUCAUCUCCUUCGUGCCUCUCGUGGUUCAGGAGUUAACAGAACGUGGAGUGUGGCGUGCUGCAACUCGUCUUGGGAAACAGUUCUGCUCUCUCUCGCCAUUCUUCGAAGUCUUCGUCUGCCAGAUCUACGCAAACUCGGUGCAACAAGAUUUGUCUUUCGGCGGUGCCAGAUAUAUCGGUACGGGACGUGGUUUCGCAACUGCUCGCAUUCCGUUUGGCGUUCUCUACUCACGAUUCGCUGGCCCGUCGAUCUACCUUGGUGCUCGUUCGCUGAUGAUGCUUCUCUUUGCAACCCUCACCGUUUGGCAGCCGGCUCUGGUCUACUUUUGGGUCACACUUCUUGCUAUGUGCAUGUCGCCAUUCAUCUACAAUCCUCACCAAUUUGCCUGGAACGACUUCUUCAUCGACUAUCGUGACUUCCUCAGAUGGCUGUCCAGAGGUAACUCGCGUAGUCAUCAGUCUUCGUGGAUUGGUUUCUGCCGACUCUCCCGUACUAGAAUCACUGGUUACAAGCGAAAGGCCUUGGGAGACCCAUCUUCAAAGAUGUCUGGCGACGUGCCACGAGCCUCAUUCGCGAAUCUCUUCUUUGGCGAGAUUGUCGGCCCCCUUCUCAUCGUGGUUGUCACCUUGCUCCCGUAUCUUUUCAUCAACUCCCAAGUUGGUGUAACUUCGGUUACAAACCCAGACGCCACAGACCUCCACGCGACUAAUUCUUUGAUCCGUGUUGGUAUCGUGGCUCUGGCACCCAUUGCCAUCAAUGCCGGUGUCCUCGCUGCGAUGUUCGGCAUGGCUUGCUGCAUGGGCCCCAUCUUGAGCAUGUGUUGCAAGAAGUUCGGUUCCGUCCUUGCAGCUAUCGCUCAUGGAGUAUCCGUUGUCAUGCUCCUCGUCCUGUGGGAGGCCAUGUUCUUCUUGGAAGGCUUUGUCUUUGCCAAGGCAUUACUCGGGAUGAUUGCUGCCACAGCUAUUCAAAGAUUCGUCUACAAGCUCAUCAUCGCGUUGGCUCUCACAAGAGAAUUCAAGAGUGAUACGUCCAACAUCGCUUUCUGGACUGGUAAGUGGUAUUCAAUGGGAUGGCACUCGAUGUCGCAACCUGCUCGAGAAUUCCUCUGCAAGAUCACCGAACUCGGAAUGUUUGCCGGCGAUUUCGUCCUCGGCCACGUCCUUCUCUUUGUCAUGCUUCCAGUUAUAGCCAUCCCCCACGUUGACAAGGCUCAUUCUGUCCUGCUUUUCUGGCUUCGUCCUAGUCGACAAAUCCGACCACCUAUCUACUCAAUGAAGCAAUCCAAGCUUCGAAAGAGGCGUGUCUGGCGAUAUGCAGUCCUCUACUUCGUCAUGCUGGUGGUGUUCCUCGCCUUGAUUGUUGGUCCGAUCGUUGCUUCACCAAUAAUCACCAGUUCGACGAAGAGUCUGAGCGUGCCGAUGCAACUUCUUCAACCAGUCGGCCUGAAGAACAACGAUACACUGAACGACACCCAAACAGGAACCGGAGCUCCCGGCCGUGCUGCAACAAUUUCAUCGGCCAUCUCGAUCCCCAAUCCCCGAUGCCGACCAUCCCAAAACUUUUGGAAACCGCAACUCAAGCACGACUCACCACAACGCCCCAUUGCAAUGUCCAUCUUCAAUAGCUCGCUCGAGAACAUGGAGUUCCAAGACGCGCAGAGGUUCGUAAUCCGCUCGGUCCACGAGAUCACGGCCCGCUUCCAGAAGGUGCCCGGAUCGGCCAUGCUCAUCCGGUACAUCCAGAGCAGCUACCAGGACGACCCGGUCCGCAGCGCCAUUGAGCUGGUGCUCGUCAUCUUCUUCGUGAGGUAUCUUUUGAGCCCGAGUUAUAGCACGAAGGAUGGGAAUUUUGUUAAGUUGACGGAGGAGGAAAUCGAUGAUUUGGUUGAUGAGUGGACUCCAGAACCGCUCGUUGCGCCGCAGACAGCGUUUGAAGAGGCCGAGAACGAGAAGACACCUGUGGUUGUUGGACCUACGGGCCCGAAAGUCAAGCUCUCAAACGGCAGGACUGUGACGAACCUCGCUUCCUACAACUUCUACAACUUCGUCGGCAACGAGCAGGUCAAGGAGAAAGCUAUCCAGACGCUCAGGACAUAUGGCGUUGGGCCUUGUGGCCCGCCCCAAUUCUACGGCACGCAGGAUGUCCACAUGAAGACUGAGGCGGAUAUCGCGUCUUGCCUGGGCACGGAGAAGUGUAUCGUGUAUGCGCAGGCUUUCUCCACGAUCUCGAGUGUGAUUCCGGCAUUUUGCAAGAGAGGCGAUAUCAUUGUUGCGGAUCGCGCGGUCAAUUAUGCCAUUAGGAAGGGAUUGCAGAUUUGCAGGAGCACGAUCAGGUAUUAUGAGCAUAAUAAUAUGGAGGAUUUAGAGAGGGUUUUGCAGAAAGUUGUUAAAGAGCAGGCGAAGAAGCCGCUUACUAGACGAUUUAUUGUUACGGAGGGACUGUUUGAAACGGUGGGGGAUUGCGUGGAUCUUCCUAAGCUUGUCGAGCUCAAACUCCGAUACAAGUUCCGCCUUAUGCUCGACGAGACAUGGUCAUUCGGUGUUCUUGGAAGAACCGGCCGUGGUCUCACAGAAGCCCAGAACGUCGAUGCUUCACAAGUCGAUAUGAUUGUCGGCUCCCUCGCAGGGCCUCUCUGCGCUGGUGGUGGAUUCUGCGCAGGCACCACAGACGUUGUAGCUCAUCAACGUAUUACUGCAGCAGCAUACACCUACUCCGCCGCUCUCCCAGCCAUGCUCGCCACCACCGCGAGCGAGACUCUCAAUAUGCUGCAAACGAAUCCUGAAAUCCUCGUUCAAUGUCGGGAGAACAUCAAGACCAUGCGACAACAGCUUGAUCCGAGAAGUGACUGGGUGCAUUGCACAAGUUCUCCGGAGAAUCCGAUUAUCUUGCUGGUGCUCAAGCCGGAUGUUAUUAAUUCGAGACGAUUGAGUGUCGAGGAGCAGGAGAGGGUUUUGCAGGAGUGUGUAGAUGAGACGCUUCUGAACGGUGUCCUCAUCACUCGCCUGAAGAGCAUGCCCCUCUCUCCCGGCGGCAAAGACGAGGACUGGAAACUCCAGCCUGCGCUGAAAGUAUGCAUCACUACUGGCCUCUCGAAGAAGGAGAUUGAGAAGGCGGGCGUCACGAUCAGACAUGCUAUUACGAAGGUUUUGACGAGGAAGAGCAGCAGCAAGUUAGCAUUGCCUGCUGUUGCUUAA
This is a messenger RNA of Hyaloscypha bicolor E, 7440 nucleotides long. Its product is annotated as glycosyltransferase family 48 protein. Gene Ontology annotation, cellular component: plasma membrane; 1,3-beta-D-glucan synthase complex. The record is from RefSeq and is a predicted model, not a curated record. The transcript has 8 exons. NCBI's taxonomy places the organism in Eukaryota, Fungi, Ascomycota, Leotiomycetes, Helotiales, Hyaloscyphaceae. Gene Ontology annotation, biological process: fungal-type cell wall polysaccharide biosynthetic process; (1->3)-beta-D-glucan biosynthetic process. Bases 1 to 7440 code for a protein of 2479 amino acids. Gene Ontology annotation, molecular function: 1,3-beta-D-glucan synthase activity; pyridoxal phosphate binding.